GGAGCGGGACGGGGCACGGCGGAGAGAGGUUAUCAGGAGCGUUUAACCAGGCUCACCUCCCAACUUGCCGUUUGCACUGGAGAGGCGUGUUGACAUGAAAAGUAAGGAAUUGUAUUAGCAAAUAUCGAUCGGCGCUGGGGCAGGCAGGCGUUGCACAAGUAGAGGCAUCUGCAGACAUUGUGGCAUGUUCUUUGGAGCUUUCAGCAAGACACUUGUGCUACCGUGAGGCUGGGAAGGCUGUCACUACUGCAGGAGGUAAAAUAAGAACAUGGCAUGAUGUCCUUUGGAAAAGGAGCGAUGGCAGCCAUCAGGAAGAAGCUGGUGAUUGUGGGAGACGGUGCCUGUGGAAAGACGUGUCUGCUGAUUGUGUUCAGCAAAGAUCAGUUCCCUGAGGUCUACGUGCCCACCGUGUUUGAGAACUACAUUGCUGACAUAGAGGUGGAUGGGAAGCAGGUUGAGCUGGCCCUGUGGGACACAGCAGGACAGGAGGACUAUGACAGGCUGCGGCCGCUCUCGUACCCGGACACGGACGUGAUCCUCAUGUGCUUUUCCAUCGACAGCCCAGAUAGCCUCGAGAACAUCCCUGAGAAGUGGACGCCGGAGGUGAAGCACUUCUGCCCCAGUGUGCCCAUCAUCCUGGUGGGGAACAAGAAGGACCUGCGGAACGACGAGCACACGCGGCGGGAGCUGGCCAAGAUGAAGCAGGAGCCGGUGAAGCCAGAGGAGGGGAGGGACAUGGCCAACAGGAUCAAUGCCUUUGGCUACCUCGAGUGCUCGGCCAAGACGAAGGAGGGGGUGCGGGAGGUGUUCGAGAUGGCCACGCGGGCUGGCCUGCAGGUGCGCAAGAACAAGAAGCGCAGGGGCUGCCCGCUGCUGUGAGCGGCCCCGGCCCUG
Molecule: messenger RNA, 894 nt
Organism: Sturnus vulgaris (Common starling)
Lineage: Eukaryota; Metazoa; Chordata; Aves; Passeriformes; Sturnidae
Gene: RHOC
Product: ras homolog family member C
Biological process (GO): small GTPase-mediated signal transduction
Molecular function (GO): GTPase activity; GTP binding
Source: RefSeq, a predicted model, not a curated record